Anoplopoma fimbria (sablefish) is the source of this 2408-nucleotide messenger RNA. RefSeq names its product cell division cycle 123 homolog (S. cerevisiae) (gene cdc123). Bases 41 to 1069 code for a protein of 342 amino acids. The transcript has 13 exons. The record is from RefSeq and is a predicted model, not a curated record. Gene Ontology annotation, cellular component: cytoplasm. NCBI's taxonomy places the organism in Eukaryota, Metazoa, Chordata, Actinopteri, Perciformes, Anoplopomatidae.
AUUCACCGACGGACUCUCUUCCGUUCCAGCAUAUUGCAGCAUGAAGAAGGAGCAAGUUGUCAACUGUCAAUUUUCGGUUUGGUAUCCGAUAUUCAAGCAACAUACGAUUAAAAGUCUGAUUCUCCCACUGCCUCAGAAUGUAAUAGACUAUUUACUGGACGAUGGCACACUGGUAGUCUCUGGGAGUGACUAUAACACACAGCAGACACACACUAACAACAGCGACUCGGACGAAGAGGAAGACGUUCAGUGGUCAGAUGAUGAGACAACCACCACUGUUACAGCUCCUGAGUUCCCAGAAUUCACUUCUAAGGUGCUGGAGGCCAUAAACGCUCUGGGCGGGCGGGUCUUUCCCAAACUCAACUGGAGCGCUCCACGGGAUGCUAACUGGAUCGCUCUGAACAGUUCCCUGCAGUGUGACAGCCUCAGUGAUAUAUUUCUGCUCUUCAAAAGUUCCGACUUCAUCACCCACGACCUCACCCAGCCAUUCUCUGUAUGUAGUGACCAGGACUCCCCAGAUCCAGCUGUAAAAUAUGAGCUGGUCCUGAGGAAGUGGAGCGAGUUGAUUCCUGGCGGAGAGUUUCGCUGCUUCGUCAAAGAAAACGAACUGAUCGCCAUCUCCCAGAGAGACUACACUCAGCAUUACCAUCACGUCCUGAAGCAGGAGGAGCAGAUCCUUCACGCCAUCCAGGAGUUCUUCAGCCAGCACAUCCAGUACAACUUCCUGGACGAAGACUUUGUGUUUGACGUCUACAGAGACAGCCAGGGGAGGGUGUGGCUGAUUGACGUGAACCCGUUCGGAGAGGUGACGGACUCGCUGCUGUUCAGCUGGGAGGAGCUGACAUCUGGUGGGGAAAUCGCCCAGCAGCAGGAAGGCCCUGCGUUUCGCUGCACCACCAGCGAGGUGACGGUGCAGCCCAGUCCCUGUCUGAGCUACAGGAUCCCACGGGACUUUGUGGACCUCUCCACCGGAGAGGACGCUUACAAACUCAUCGACUUCCUCAAACUGAAGAAAAGCCAACAGGAAGAUUCUGAGGAGGAGGAGGAAGAGCAGAACGCUCCACAGUGACACAGCUGCUAUCAUCACCAAUCCUCCACAUCAUGUUUCCUGCAUGCAGAGACUCUUUACCCUCUGUCCUGUUUUCUCUCACGCCCGCCUGUGAAGUUGUGCACCAUGUACCCGGGCUUUCUCCAAUAGCUCCCCCGUGUUAGUCUAAUGGAACAUGUUGAAUUAGCAGAUCGUGUAAACGACUCUUCAAGGAUUCAUUUUCUGUCUCGUCGUUCUCCGCCUCCAACGCCGCUGAGAGCAGGCUGGCCGAUGGUUAUGGCUCGGUGAGACAGGAACGGGAGGCCUCUGCGGUGUCGAUUAGUUGUUCAUUUCUGUGUUUGGAGGGGAAUGAUUAGUUUUGUUUAUGUUGGGGGAAAAAACAUGUAAGGGGAUAUAUUAAAAAACACUGUAUAGAAUGCCUGCUUUUAUAUUUUGAAAUAAGCGCGCAUAAUCAGUUAUGUUUCUUUAUUGCAGCCCAAAUAUUGUCCUUCGAAAAAAUGAACUAUUGUUUGUGAGGCUGUGACAGACUUCUUUAAUACUAAAGCCGUUCAUCACUGACUCACCUUUUUCAUCCCCCCCCACCCAUCCCUGCUCCUCCAUCUCUCCCCCUCCAAUAUCCCCCAGAGCAGUUUCGACACGCUCAUUGCUCCGAGCCGCUCCAGGCGCUCUUUUUCCAGCCCUGUUUUCCCAUCAUGCAUCACUGUAGACUGUUGCUGUAAAAAAAAAAAAAAAAAAAAAAACACCAUUAAACUUCUUGUCGUGUAUUGGUUCGGCUGUCAAGUCUGGUGGGUGCUGUAAACUAGAACAUUAGAAAUUGAUUGCACUUUUUUUUUUACGCCGGCAGCCAAAUGAGCUCUGCAUGCACAGUGCAGGGCAGUUCAUUUCUUUUUUUUUUUUUUUUUUUCUUAUCUGGAUUGAUGGAGCAAUUACAGUGAGAUGGAAAGAGCUGGUGUGAUGAAGAGUUACAGCUCCCCGGGUGGAAGGCUGUGGACGGGAAACAGUGCACGGAGCACAUAUUGUGGGGGAUUGUUGUACGUUAAUCACCGUUUUUAUUUUUUAUAUAUAAUUAAAUCGUGCUGUAAACAAACCAGCCAGACCUGGAGGAGGCGUCCUGGUGUGGCCUGCGGUGCUGGAGGCUGAGCUUCAGUAUCAGAACCAGUAAAUACAAAGCUUGGCCAAAGAGGAACUCCAUUCUGCAAUCAACCAUAGACAAAUGUAAAGCACAUUUGGUUUUCCUGAAAAGAUGUACAAUCAGUUACUAGUUUAUUCGGUUCACCACGCUGGAUUCAUGCAGUGUAAUACACAGAUAUGCAAUCAAUUUGACUUUGUGAAGGUUAUGUUCAAAUAUUGAUUUUGUUUU